AUGGCAGAUGAACAUGACCUCAAGCGCCACGGAGACCCAUCGGGUCAAGAAUUUGAGAUUGGUCAGAUACUAUCGAUGCAAUUUACACCAGAGGAGGAAAAGAAGGUAUUGCGGAAACUGGACCUGAUAUUGAUCCCAUUGAUGGGGACUGCAUACUUUCUGCAGUUUCUGGAUAAGUUGGCUCUGAGCCAGGCGACAUUGUUUAAUCUCCGUCAGGACCUGAACCUCCAUGGCUCUCAAUAUUCGUGGACAUCGGCAGUCUUUUACUUUGGAUACUUUUUUUGGAGUUGGCCAAGUUCUUACGUGAUUGUUCGAAUGCCUAUUGGGAAAUAUUUGUCUCUUGCUGUAUUUCUUUGGGGUGGGGUUUUGAUGUGUCAUGCUGCAUGCACCAGUUUUGCUGGGCUGAUGGUUGCUCGAUUCUUCCUUGGCGUGGGUGAAGCUGCCGUCGCGCCGGGAUUCACAUUGCUCACCGGCAUGUUCUAUACUCGGGCGGAACAGCCAGUGCGUCAAUCCGCCUGGUUCUUUGGCAACUGCAUUGCGGUUCUUAUUGGCCCAUUGAUUGCCUAUGGAAUAGGUCAUAUAAAUGCAUCUAUUGCGCACUGGAAGCUCAUGUUUUUGAUUCUGGGCGCCAUCACCUCGGCUUAUGGUGUCAUUCUUUCCUUCCUGCUCCCCGACUCUCCGAUAAAAGCUGUUUUUCUGAGCCCAAAUGAACGAGCAAUUGCGGUUCAGCGAACGCUGAAGAACAAGACUGGUAUUCUUGACAAUGGGGAAUUCAAGUGGUCGCAAGCACGAGAUGCGUUCACAGAUCCCCAGGUCUGGUUGCUGGUCUUAAACUCCUUCACAUCAAACUUGUGUAAUGGUGGAAUCACCACGUUCACAUCAAUUAUCACUGCGGGAUUCGGUUUCACGGACCUCAUGGCUCUCCUCAUGCAAAUGCCUCAAGGCGCAGCUGAAAUUGUGUUUCUCAUCAUCACAUCCCUAGCUUGCACAUUCAUUCCCUCCGCCCGGAUUAUCGUCAUGAUCCUCAAUACAAUCGUCUCAGUGAUUGGCUUGAUUUUGAUUUGGAAGCUUGACCCAUCAGAACAGGUCGGACGGAUGGUCGGCUUGACUCUAGCCGUCGUUUACGCCAUCAACCUUCCCAUUUCAUUCAGCGUGAUUACAUCUAAUAUCGCAGGAUUCUCGAAGAAGAGUGUCUCUAGUGGUCUUUUGUUUAUCGCGUAUUGCGUGGGCAACAUGGUCGGACCCCAAUUCUUCCUCGCUUCAGAAGAACCUUCCUACCCAACUGGUAUCAAAGCAGCUAUGUCAGGUUUGGUUUUGAGUAUAUUUUUCCUUAUCAUUCUCUAUGUUUAUUACACUUGGGAAAACCGUCGCCGUGAUAGGGUAUAUGGUUCUCCUGGCCAAAUGACAGUAGGAGCAGAAUUGCAAGAUGAGUUGUCGAGUAAGACGGACAGGGAGAUUGAGAGCUUCCGAUACUUGCUCUGA
This is a messenger RNA of Penicillium longicatenatum, 1482 nucleotides long. RefSeq lists its product as uncharacterized. Gene Ontology annotation, cellular component: plasma membrane. Lineage: Eukaryota; Fungi; Ascomycota; Eurotiomycetes; Eurotiales; Aspergillaceae. The coding region runs from base 1 to 1482 and encodes 493 amino acids. The transcript is spliced from 7 exons. Gene Ontology annotation, biological process: transmembrane transport; allantoate transport; dipeptide transport. Gene Ontology annotation, molecular function: dipeptide transmembrane transporter activity; allantoate transmembrane transporter activity. The record is from RefSeq and is a predicted model, not a curated record.